ACCCCGCCCCCCCUCCUCAGUGUGCCUCUGACAGCGGCCAAGGGUGGACGCAUCCUACGUCGCUCCCGACUCCCAACCCAACCUCCCGACCCGUGCUCACUACAGAGUUUGUCUCACCCACUUGUCUCGUUUUGUGUGUCUUUGCGAGAGUUACUCCACGAACGCAGUGGUUAAUAUUAAUUACAAGAACCACAGUUCUAUGUAUUUCCACUAUGAAAUUUAAACAUAAGAUAUGGUAAUUGACACGUGGAGGUGAGGCAACAGUGCACUUCAGAAUGAGAAAUCCCAAAACUAAGAAAUUUGUGUCGGUGUUGUAACGUGGAGAGUGAGGGAGAAAAUAUACGAGUGGUGGUGCACAGGUGAAGAGCCCACAGCCUGAGAGCCCUGGACCCCCUUACCUGGAAGUAUAGCUGAGGUGGGGAGCAGGUGUAGCUGUGGUGGCUUGAGGGAACAAAGACACCUGGAGACCUGUAGUGAUAUGUGUGUGUGAUUCUCAACGUUAUUCCGCCAAAAUCUUAACAGUGUCGUGGGUUUGUUCUGGACUACAACUUCGUCCCACAAUCCAAGCGGCCACUUGUGUUGUGUACACCUGGUGGUCAAAAGUUCACUCCCUCCCAAACUAAAGCAGAAUCGACCCCAAACGAGAUCAAACAACACACCGGCACCAGAUGACAGUCAGGAUGGCGAACUGUGUAGGUGAUCGAUGCCACUGGAGGAAGAGAUGUUGGCAGUGGAGGAAGAUAAGCAUAUGGUUCCUCCUGGCGAUAGCGUUGACGGAGGGAGAACAGAAAUUCGCCAACCAGCCGUCGCCACAGACAGCAGUGAUCGGGUCGACGGUGGUGCUACCCUGCCGGAUCAUCAACAAGGUCGGAGUCUUACAGUGGACGAGGGACGAUUUCGGCCUAGGCAACGAGAGGGAGCUGUAUGCCUUCAAGCGAUACACCAUGAUAGGCUCAGACGAGGAAGGAGACUUUAGCCUACGAAUCAGUCCUGUCACCUUGGAGGACGACUCCUACUUCCAGUGUCAGGUGACAGGAUGGAAGGACAUCCCCGGCGUGAGGUCCCAGACGGCCAAACUGACAGUAUACGUGCCCCCGGAAUCCCCAGAGAUCACCCAGGGCCCCGUCGUCACCACUACAGCAGGGGCGGGGGUGCAGCUUACCUGUGUCUCCAGAGGGGGGAAACCUGCAGCCGAGAUCCAGUGGCUGGACGGGUCAGGCAGGUGGGGUCUAGAUCAACCUCCAAAUCUACUCAGCUGUGAAUGGCAGACUACCGACGCAGUUGCCAAAGUGAAGGCGGUCAAGUGCAUGCCGGUGCGGCUGGAGGUGAGCUACCCGCCGGAGGUGACCAUCACACACGACCAAGACGGCUACCGAGAGCCAGACCGCCACCCUCACCUGCUCCGCCUCCGGCAACCCCUCCGUCCUCUCCUACAGGUGGUGGCUUUUACUUUUGUGAUCAAUGACGCGAUUUAUUUUAUUGAGCUCAAAAUAUCUCAUCCUAAAUGGUACCGUAAUGGGCAGCUGGUGCAGGACAACAACUCGACGCAGCUGGUGGUAGAAGACGUAACGAGGGACAGUAACUUGGAGGACAUCACGUGUGAGGUGUCCAACGAUGUGGGCUCCUCCAGGAAGAUCACCAGGCUCUCCAUACACUACGGUCCAUCAUUCAGCGUGCCGCCGAGUGACCAGUACGCCGAGCUGGGGGAGAACGUGACCCUAAGAUGUCAAGUGGACUCCAUGCCAGACCCGACCAUCGUGUGGAUCAACCAGCAAUCACAGACGGUGGUGGGUAAAGGCUCAGAGCUACAUAUCAAGGUCACUAAGAACAACGUCGGCGCCUACCUCUGUAUCGCCAAGGUCGAAGGCUUCCCAGAAAUCUCCGGUACCGUCGGGGUGUUCCUAAAGGGUCCGCCGCAGGUACGCUCAGAGAGAAUACAGUGGGGAAGCAGGGAGACACGGUGUUGGUGGAGUGUCUUAUCACCGCCGCCUCCGCCCGUUCCGUCACCGUCACCUGGACACACAACGGAGCUGAGGUCGACCUGGGGACGUGACAACACAGGGCGCCUGCACACCCUGGUCAUACGUAACGCGCAGCUGAAGGAUUUCGGUGCUUACAACUGCUCGGUUCAGAACGCCUUUGGCUCUGAUGUCUUCGAAGUUAUUCUCAAUAAGAAAAGUAAGUGUAUAUUAUCUUCGUGCUUCUUGUUUGUUGUUUUUUGUUGUUGUUCAUGGUUCAUUUUGUCCUUCAAAUAA
Molecule: messenger RNA, 2255 nt
Organism: Homarus americanus (American lobster)
Lineage: Eukaryota; Metazoa; Arthropoda; Malacostraca; Decapoda; Nephropidae
Product: irregular chiasm C-roughest protein-like
Exons: 13
Coding region: 669-2255 (528 amino acids)
Biological process (GO): cell-cell adhesion
Cellular component (GO): cell-cell junction
Molecular function (GO): cell adhesion molecule binding
Source: RefSeq, a predicted model, not a curated record